AUGGGCUAUCUCACAGCAACCAAUACCAAGCUUGAUCCUGAAUCAGAUGGACCCAAAGAGUUGCAUGUCCCUAACAAAGAAGUGAUGAAUGAAUGGGAAGUGCACGUGGUCAUGAAACAGAUGUCAAUCUUCAACAUUGGUGGAUCAAAGUCAGGCAAGAAAGCAGAAGAUUUCUACCAUGGCUUUGUGCUUGGCCUGUUAACUGAGGCAACCAAAUGA
Molecule: messenger RNA, 219 nt
Organism: Paraglomus brasilianum
Lineage: Eukaryota; Fungi; Glomeromycota; Glomeromycetes; Paraglomerales; Paraglomeraceae
Source: the annotation of a GenBank genome assembly